UUGUUUAAAAGAUGAGGUUAUGAAACAAGUCACAGUUUUGUUUAUACAUAUAAAAUAGGAACAAAUAUAAAAAUCAAAUAAACUGAUGUUAAUCACGUACAUAGUGUAAUUAUAAUAAUAUUAAUCUGAGAUAUAAUUAUAUUAAGUUUGUAUAAACGAUUAGUUGAGGUUAUAAAACAAGACUCAGUUUUGUUCAUAAUAUAGGAGUUUAAAAAUUGGAUAAGUAUUUCACAAAUUGAGUUUUUUGAAUAGAUAAAGCAGGGUAAUUAAGAUUUUGUGACUAGAAAGAAAAGAAUUUGUAAAUUGAUACAACAUAACGAGCAUGGAAAUCUGUGGGCGGACACGCUAUUUGAUAUUUAAAAAAUAGUUUAAAAUAAGACUUAUCUACUGAAAGUUAUUAAUAGUGAUAAAUUUCCUUAAUCAUGAUAGAGAGUAUUAAUAGAGAUUUAGUUCCUAUCAAGGCACAUUAUUUUCUUUACAAUGCCGCCACUGGAUGCAUUGUGCCAUUUUUGCCAACACUUGCAAAACAGUUGGGCUUUUCCGGAUUUCUCGUGGGCACUAUUUACACAAUAUUGCCAAUCUCCGGAUUAAUUGCAAAACCAUUAUUUGGAAGUCUUGCUGACAAGUACAAACUUCAUAAAUCAUUUUUUCUUUUUUUUCAAGCAUUUUUAACUAUUAGCUUUUUUACAAUGCACUUUAUACCCGAAAUAAUGACGACUGCGGAUACUAGAUUAAAAUGUAGUAAUUCACAAGCUUUUCUUGAAUUGUGUCCUGAGAAAUCAUUCUCGAGGGAUGUUUUGGAUAAUGUUAUCAGCUCUAAUAAAUCCGAAGGCGACUGUCAAAUAAGUUGUCAGAGUUUGACAAAAAUAAACGACACCGUCUGUACUCAUUGGCAUCUUUGUAAUCCCGAUGGAAUUCCAUUUAAUUUCACUGCUCAUUAUGAUAUGUAUCACGAUUUAUCGUUGAAAGAUUGUGUUAAUGUAAAAGUUGAAAAGGCCAUUUUUCCUGAUGGCCAGUCAACAAAAAGACUCUGUGAUACUGGAGUGUCGACACCAUGUAAAAUUUCAUGUCCAAAACAUCCUGCAAUGGAUAAUUUAAUACGUCAAUCGAAAAAUUCCACUAGUUUAUCACAGACCUCGACAUAUCAAUUUCAAGUAUUUUUAUGGGCAUCUAUUACCAGUUGGAUAGGAAUGGCUGUGGUUGUUAGUUUAGGAGAUGCCAUUUGUUUUAAUGUCCUUGGUGAAAAUAAAAGAAAAGAAUAUGGCAAACAAAGAAUGUGGGGCAGUAUUGGCUUUGGAAUAUUUGGAAUAAGUGCAGGAUACUUAGUAGAUGUAUUUAGUCGUGACGAAACUAAUAAGGAUUAUACUUGCAUAUUUUAUAUUAUGCUAAUAGCGAUGAUAUUUGACAUUAUUGUCUCAGCAACUCUGACAAAAAAAAAUUUACAAUCCGGAGAAAUUGAACCAUCUGUUUUAUGGGAAUUGUGGUCCCUAAUGAGAGAAGGAAGAAUUCUUGUUUUUACAUUCUGGUGCAUUGGAUCUGGAAUUUGUACUGGUGUUGUUUGGAAUUUUCUUUUAUGGUACACUGAAGAAUUGGUACCACCCGGAACAGAAUGGCUAAAAACAUUGCAGGGACUCGUUAUUGGCGUUCAAAGUUUUUUGGGCGAAUUACCAUUUAAUUUUAUAUCGGGAACUGUUUUGAGAAAAUUGGGUCACAUUAACGUUAUGAGCCUUGUUUUACUUGUUUAUGCUAUUAGAUUUAUGGCCUACAGUGUAAUUUCAAAUGCCUGGUGGAUUAUUUUAGUUGAAGUACUUCAUGGACCAUCACUUGGACUUUGUUGGCCGACGAUGGUUUCUUAUGGUGACAAAGUUGCGCCAUCAGGAACUAAAGCAACAAUUCAGGGAGUUAUCGGAGCAAUAUUCGAAGGCGUUGGCGUAUCAGUUGGUAGUUUACUUUGUGGAUACUUAAUGGACGAAUACAGAGGCGCUGUUACUUUCAGAAUUUUCUCCGGUGGAGCUCUCAUUUGGUUGACAAUUUAUUGGAUUCUGCAAUUAUUGCUACGCAAAGCAAAAGCCUAUCCUUUGCAACAGGGUCAUAGUCGUAAGUAAUUACGAUUGUGAUGCAUGAAAUUGCUUAGAUAAUUUUGCACGAUUUAGCGAGUUACGCUCCCCCGAACGAUGCCAUUCUCAUGACGAUGAGUCAAGAACUUCAAACGUAUUAACACUGCUGCCUCAGACAUAAGGAAAAAAAAAAUUAAUUUUUUCUUUUUGAGCCCGAUAACAUAAAAACCGAGACCAAAGUCGUAUAAAUCUAAAAAGAAAAAAAAAUACUCUCUUUCUCAAAAAUAGGGGAAGCUUUUAAAUCGUUUGCCAUUUUGUUUAAUUUUUUCAUUGUUUAUAGUCUUUGUCAUUAAAUUUUAAAAUAAUUUACAAUCGAUGUACAAAUAUAAUUUGUGCGUGUUAUUCACGUGUGAUAUUCGACAGUUUUUUUUUUUUAUCGUUCAGUAUUAUACACGAAUUUUAAUCAUUUAUGUUUGCAAAUACAUUGUUUUCUUUUUUA
Messenger RNA from Leptopilina boulardi, 2556 nucleotides. RefSeq names its product major facilitator superfamily domain-containing protein 6 (gene Sugb). Gene Ontology annotation, molecular function: transmembrane transporter activity. The coding region runs from base 423 to 2105 and encodes 560 amino acids. NCBI's taxonomy places the organism in Eukaryota, Metazoa, Arthropoda, Insecta, Hymenoptera, Figitidae. The transcript has 10 exons. Gene Ontology annotation, cellular component: membrane. The record is from RefSeq and is a predicted model, not a curated record.